AUGGAGCAGUCGAUUCAAGCCUCGGUCCCGCCGCAAGUGGAGGAGCGUCGUGCUCAACGCGCCGCUCGAAAGGCCAUUGGGACGGAAGAAGGGGAGAAAUACAGCCUCGCGGCAACAUACCUGAAACUUGAGGUAUACGAGCCUGCAGCGUGGGCUGCGACGAUCGCCCUUGAAUUCGAUCCGCGGCUGGUCAAGGCGCGCUUCCGAAGAGGCAUAGCGCGCCGGAACACGUUCCUUUACGACGGAGCAAGGAAAGAUUUCGAGGCGAUUCUGCGACGCGACCCAGAUUGUCAAGAGGCGCACCAGGAACUUGAAAUUGUCCGUGGGCUGUUGGCGGCAACUUCAGAAGAACUCGAACACGAAAGUGACGAUGAAGAACACCCCGGGUUCAGUGACGAAGCUUGGGAGUCCUAUUCUGACUCAGAUAGCCCUGACUGCAAGCAUCUUGGAAUUGAUCAAGUCGCUCAGCCUCCAUGCCAGGCCUAUAACCGCGGGGGCUGCGAAAAUGGAAUAGGUUGUCCACUGGGUCAUGCACCUGACAGAAAAAGUGUUCGAGAUGAACUAGGCAAGAACGUCUGUGUCUAUUACCUUCUAGGGAAUUGCGCGUCCGGAGAAGCGAGUUGCCCGUAUUCGCAUGACAGGAAUUAUCUUCCACCCAAUGGUUGGUGGAACUAUCCCGACCAAGUUGAAGCGGCAAAAGUCAUCCAGCCACUCGUUGAGAAUCGACACACCUACAAGGAAGUUAACAAAGCUUUACGUGCCAAUCCGAAGGCACGUAGGUUUGGCGCUCGACGACAUCGGGAGGAAAUUCUCGAAAAUCUCCAGUAUUCACAUUCGUGGGUGAUGGAGGAUGCCCGACGUGUUGCAGCCGUCGACGCAAUACCGCAGACCACUCCUCCGACAGAACGCUUCGUUCUUCUUGUCUCCUUGGAAGAAGAUAACUUCUUGAACAUCCAUAAGCACCUGAUGAGCACCAUGAAACAGAGAGUCCGCGUCGUCCAGGUGUUUAACGCAAGACAGGCAACUACACUCCUCGAUUCGCCCCAUCUCGUUGCCGUGCUCGCCACUGACGCCGGAAUUGCGAGACGCAAGUAUAGCGCCUUGCGAAACAAGAUCGUCGGGUACGUUCAGAACGGUGGCUCGAUCCUCGUAGCAGGGUCCUUCAGCACGCACGUCAGCGGAACCGAGUUCGAGAAGCUAACAAGGGCAUUCGGGCUCCCGUGGACGUACGGCUCGUACAAUAGAUCCCUCUUCAGCUUGAAUCCCGUCAACGAGGUUGCAAGCAGAAACCCAUCCCUAGUGCAGUCGUACAGCAUGAAGUCGUUGCGUGUCGGAAACAUCUCACCGGAGCAAGCUAGUCUCCCGCAGCCAGCCUGA
Molecule: messenger RNA, 1377 nt
Organism: Cyclocybe aegerita
Lineage: Eukaryota; Fungi; Basidiomycota; Agaricomycetes; Agaricales; Hemipholiotaceae
Source: the annotation of a GenBank genome assembly